This is a messenger RNA of Populus nigra (black poplar), 4230 nucleotides long. RefSeq names its product pentatricopeptide repeat-containing protein At5g57250, mitochondrial. Gene Ontology annotation, molecular function: protein binding. The record is from RefSeq and is a predicted model, not a curated record. The transcript is spliced from 3 exons. NCBI's taxonomy places the organism in Eukaryota, Viridiplantae, Streptophyta, Magnoliopsida, Malpighiales, Salicaceae. The coding region runs from base 144 to 3365 and encodes 1073 amino acids.
AUUUUAAAAAAUAUUUCCAUAUUUCGGACUGGGGCACCAAAUCCUUUCGAGGAUUCCCUGGGGACUCUGUGAGUUUCUCAGAGCCUAAAAUCCUUAAUGACACAGAACAACGUUUUCCAAAUUCAAAGUAGCAAAGAGAACUCAUGUCUUUCUCUCCUUCCUCCUCCUCUUCUUCUGUACAAACUCUACUCAAAAGUGGGUUCUCUCCAACUCUCAAAUCCAUCAACCAAUUUCUCCACUUUCUCUCAAAAUCCCACAAAUACGAAUUGAUCACUCACUUUUUCUGUCAAAUUAAUCGAAACAAGAUCAAAUGCAACCCCCAAACUCAUUCAGUUUUCACCUGUGCUCUCCUCAAACUCGACAAAUUUGAAGAAGCAGAGCAUUUUAUGAAGACCCAGAUGGAGAAAUCUUUAAAAGUUUCAGGAUUUGGCGUCUGGGAUUCUUUAAUUCGAGGUUUUAGUGUCAAUAAAAAGGACCCUGAGAAGGGUUUGUCGAUACUAAAAGAUUGCUUGAGGAAUUAUGGUAUUGUGCCUUCUUCUUUUACUUUUUGUUCACUGAUUCAUAGUUUUAGUUAUAAAGGAAAUAUGAGUGGAGCAAUUGAGGUGUUAGAGUUAAUGAAGGACGAGAAAGUUAGAUACCCUUUUAAUAAUUUUGUUUGUAGUUCAAUCAUUUAUGGGUUUUGUAGGAUAGGAAAGCCAGAACUUGCUAUUGGGUUUUUUGAAAAUGCUGUAAAGGUUGGAGCUUUAAGGCCCAAUGUUGUGACAUAUACUACACUUGUGAGUGCACUUUGUAUGUUAGGUAGAGUUAGUGAGGUCUGUGAUUUGAUUUGUAGGAUGGAGAAGAAAGGACUGGCAUUUGAUGUUGUCUUUUAUAGCAAUUGGAUUUGUGGGUAUUUUAGGGAAGGGAUGUUAAUGGAAGCGUUACGAAAGCAUGGGGAAAUGGUGGAAAAAGGAAUAAAUCUGGAUAUGGUAAGCUAUACUGUACUCAUUGAUGGUUUUUCCAAGGGAGGGAAUGUGGAGAAGGCGGUUGGUUUUCUAGACAAGAUGAUUCAAAAUGGUUCAAGACCCAAUUUGGUUACCUAUACUUCAAUUGUGAUGGGGUUUUGCCAGAAAGGAAAAAUGGAUGAGGCGUUUGCAGCAUUUAAGAUGGUUGAAGAUAUGGGAAUGGAAGUGGAUGAGUUCGUUUAUGCUGUUUUGAUUGAAGGGUUUUGUAGGGAAGGAGACUUUGAUCGUGUUUAUCAGUUGCUUCAGGACAUGGAGCUUAAGAGGAUUAGUCCAAGCAUUGUUACAUAUAAUACUUUGAUCAAUGGGUUGUGCAAGAGUGGGAGGACAUUAGAAGCAGAUGAAGUCUCAAAAAGGAUACAAGGAGAUGUAGUUACAUACAGUACCCUGUUACAUGGGUACACAGAGGAAGAGAACGGUGCAGGGAUUUUGGAAAUUAAAAGGAGGUGGGAAGAAGCUGGAGUUUGCAUGGAUAUUGUAAUGUGUAACAUACUUGUCAAAGCACUUUUUAUGGUUGGUGCAUUUGAAGAUGUGUAUGCACUGUACAAAGGAAUGAAAGAAAUGGAUUUGGUUGCAGAUUCAGUUACUUAUUGUACAUUGAUCGAUGGAUAUUGUAAAUCCAGUAGAAUUGAUGAAGCACUUGAGAUAUUUGAUGAGUUUAGGAAGACGUUAGCUUCUUCAGUUGCAUGCUACAAUUGUAUGAUUAAUGGGCUGUGCAAGAAUGGUAUGGUGGAUGUGGCCACAGAGGUAUUCAUUGAACUCAGUGAGAAAGGUUUGACUUUUGAUGGGGGCAUCUAUAUGACUUUAAUCAAGGCAAUAGCUAAAGCAGAAAGCAUGGAGGGAGUUUUGAAUCUAAUUUAUAGAAUUGAGAAUCUGGGAUUGGACAUUUAUGACACUCUAUGCAAUGACACAAUCAGUUUUCUGUGCAAGCAGAAAUGUCCCCUGGCUGCAACUGAAGUGUUCAUGGUGCUCAGGAAGAAUCAGUUGAUUGUUACAUGUACGUCUUACUAUUCAAUUUUGAAAGGGCUUAUUGAUGAUGGAAAAAUAUGGCUGAGUAAGCUCUUACUAGGAAGUUUUAUGAAAGACUAUGGCAUUUCAGAACCUAAAUUAAGUAAGAUACUGCUGCAUUACCUCAGUCUGAAAGACAUUAACAGUGCACUUUGUUUUCUGAGUAAGAUGAAGGAGAAUGAUUCAUCUGUCACUUUUCCUGUUUGUGCUUUAAAAGUACUUAUGAAAACUGGUAGAUUUUUGGCUGCCUAUGAACUUGUCAUGGGAGCUAAACAUAAUCUACCAGUUAUGGAUGUGGUUGAUUACUCUAUCAUUGUUGAUGGCCUUUGCAAAGGAGGGUAUCCUGUCAAGGCUUUGGAUCUCUGUGCUUUUGUUGAAAAGAUGGGUGUAAUUUUUAACAUUAUAACUUAUAAUUCAGUCAUAAACGGACUGUGCCGACAGGGUUGUCUUGUUGAAGCGUUUCGGCUAUUCGAUUCAUUAGAGAAAAUCAACUUGAUUCCCUCAGAAAUAACAUAUGCGACACUCAUUGACAACUUAUGUAAAGAAGGAUAUUUGGUGGAUGCCAAGAAAUUACUUGAGAGGAUGCUUCUCAAGGGCUAUAAAGGAAACACACGCAUCUAUAACUCAUUCAUUCACGGUUACUGCAAGUUUGGACAACUAGAGGAAGCUUUGAUGAUUCUGGAUCAUAUGGAGAUCAAAUACCUUGUUCCUGAUGAAUUUACUGUCAGUUCUGUGAUUUAUGGUUUUUGUCAAAAGGGUGACAUGGAAGGGGCUCUAGGAUUUUAUUUUGAACACAAGGGGAAAGGUAUAUCCCCUGAUUUCUUGGGUUUUCUGCGUUUGAUAAGAGGCCUUUGUGCAAAGGGGAGGAUGGAAGAGGCCAGGAGCAUUUUAAGAGAAAUGCUUCAGUCACAAUCUGUUAAGGAGCUUAUAAACAGAGUCAACACAGAGGUGGAAACAGAAUCAAUAGAAAGUAUUCUUGUCUUUUUAUGUGAGCAGGGAAGUAUCAAGGAAGCAGUUACUGUACUCAAUGAAGUUGGCUCUGUGUUUUUUCCUGUUGAAAAGUGGUUUGGCCCUUUUCAUGAAUCUCAAGAACUGCUGCCACUUUCAGAGUUGAAUGGUUUUAGUAGUGUUUCUUCCAGCACUGUAUCUUCUUGUGAAAGAAAUGAUUUGGAUUUGGCAUCUGUGAAUAAAGUAGAUAACAUGGUGGAGAACCCUGGUGAUUUGAAGAGGUUUUCUCAAUGUAAUUUCUUUGACUCUUAUUACUCUCUCAUCGCACCACUCUGCUUGAAAGGGGAGCUACGGGAGGCUAAUAUAUUAGCAAAGGAGAUGCUUGCUAGUUUGGAUGGAGAUUGUUAAUGGAUUACACAUUGUUUGGUUCUACCAAGUUCACAGUUUCUUCCUCCCAUGCAGAACAUGUAACCUCCCUAUUACAAAUUUCAGGGAAUGGUGAGGCUAGGAAAUUGAAUGAAUGAAGCAGCAUCACUCGCUUCAGCAAUCUCAUUUUGUUUAAGGAUGUCUUGAUGGGAUUGCUUUUUGUUGAGGUGAUUCUGGGAGGCUGGACUUUCGUGUUCUGGAAUGGUUCAACAGCGCUUGCAUGAGCUGAAGAUGGAUUUAAUAGAGGCGUAGCAGGGAUCUUUCCUAUUUCAUUGGCCCUAUCUGUCCUAAUUGCCAUGGAGACCAUAGUGCCUGUCAAUCCAACAUGCUUGGGGUUUUGAAUUUUGUCAUUUCGCAUCUUAUGAUGAAAAUCAGCAGGGUUUAGGUUCUCUCUAUAACUUGCUUUCUUCUAUGGCUGUAAUGUAACCUCCUUUUUUAUGGUUUUUCUUGGUGGGGUUGCCUCUAACGUCCAAAAUUGCUAGAUAGAAUCGGAGAGGGUUCUGCUCUUACACUUGUGAUGGUUUGUGAAAAUUGGCAGGGACACUCCAAUGUUUCUUCUGCAAAGCUAGGAUGAGUCCGUAUAAAAAGAUGCAUUGCAUGAGGGGAUCAAGAGAUGUUAUUCCGAUCCACACAGUGGGGUGUCUAGCAACAAAGUUUGGAUAUUUAGGCGUCUGAGUUGGCUGCUGACACAACAAGAUGAUGCCUUUCUGCAUGGCGUCUUCUGGCAAUGUUUCUGCGUUGGUUUUCCAGGAAUGUAAUCUUCUGCAUUCAAUAUCAGAAAUAUAAUCUUGUGAUCAUAGUUCAACCUGGCCAAAUCAGAUAAUGUAAAUUAUAGUUUUUGUGAUCA